Messenger RNA from Kuraishia capsulata CBS 1993, 2751 nucleotides. RefSeq lists its product as uncharacterized. The record is from RefSeq and is a predicted model, not a curated record. Bases 1 to 2751 code for a protein of 916 amino acids. The transcript has a single exon. Gene Ontology annotation, molecular function: ATP binding; protein serine/threonine kinase activity. Gene Ontology annotation, biological process: intracellular signal transduction; peptidyl-serine phosphorylation. NCBI's taxonomy places the organism in Eukaryota, Fungi, Ascomycota, Pichiomycetes, Pichiales, Pichiaceae.
AUGUCCAGGAAGAGAUCCGUCAAAGAUUUCCAGAUUCUGGAUUGUAUUGGAGAGGGUUCAUACUCAAAGGUGUAUAAGGCGGUGUAUCUACACAACCGGAGGACCUACGCAGUCAAGAUUUUGUCCAAGAGACACAUAGUGAAGGAGAAGAAGAUCAAAUAUGUCACCAUUGAAAAAACAACAUUGAAUAGACUAGGUCAUCACCCUGGGGUGGUCACUUUGUACUACACUUUUCAGGAUGUGGAUUCCCUCUACUUUGUCAUUGAUUAUGCCAAUAACGGCGAAAUGCUUUCGUUGCUUCAGAAGCUGGGGUCGUUCAGUGAGGCUUUAGCCAAAUACUAUCUUGUUCAACUUGUUGAUGCAGUGGAAUUCAUCCAUUCGAAGGGGAUUAUCCAUAGAGACCUCAAGCCAGAGAAUAUUCUGUUGAGCCACGAUUGGAAACUCAUGGUGACUGACUUUGGUGCAGCGAAAAUCCUCAACGAUGAAGAAUUGCCGAAAGAUUCACUGACGAAUGGGGCUCCAGCACCUACAGCAAAUGGCUCUGACCUAGAAGACUCAACAUCUUCCUCGGAUGAAGGGACCCAGAGCUCUUCAUCCAGAACUGGUUCGUUCGUGGGAACUGCAGAGUAUGUUUCUCCCGAACUGCUAAAAUACAACCAAUGCGGCUUUGAAUGCGAUCUAUGGGCAAUUGGAUGUAUCCUCUACCAGCUAAUUGUUGGAAGACCUCCAUUUAAAGGAACUACCGAAUAUCAAACGUUCGAGAAGAUCAUCAAGCUCGAAUAUGAUUACCCAGCCAACUACUUCGUUCCUUCUACUAUCAAAAAGAUAGUAGAGAUGCUGUUGAUAUCAAAUCCGGAGGAGCGACUAGUAGUGGCGGAUCUCAAGAAAAUGGAAUGGUUCAAAAAUGUGUCAUGGACAGAGAAAGACACCAUAUGGAAGAAGAAAGUGCCCAAGUUCGAAAACUACAACCCCCGACUGUACUCAAGACAGGUUAAGGCUGCACCGCAGCCUCAAUCCAGUAUUUCGCGCCCGAUCGCAUACCAUUACGUGGAACCCGGACAGAAACUAACAUCGCAGACAUCAUCGAUGCCGCAGUCAGUCUUGAAUAGACAGAUAGCUCAAGCAUCCAACAACCAACUAGUGAUGAAUCGUAUUCUCACUCAGAAGCUUGCCGACAAAAAUCGUGAGAUAAAAGAGCAACAGGCCCGUAUUCAACAGUCACAUAAUGCCGCGCAAUUGGCUAGUGCCCGGGUCACUGACCUAGGAUCUAAGAACCUGAGACUGGAUGGUGGAAAGGAAACUUUGUCAUCACCUCCGGGAUCCGCUCGAAUUCCUUCCAGUCCAAGAACUGAUGUCACAAUAAACGGAAACGGGCAUGCCAAUGGAAAUGCUAGUGUUAGAACUCCUCCAACAUCCGCCUCACCCAAGUUUCCUAUGGAAAAGAGAACGCGAUCUACCAUUUCGUCACCAACGCUACGAAAAUCUUCAUCUUCAAGCGAAACGCGGCGAGUGAGUAAUCCUUCAGCAUCACCUGCAGUUCAGACAAACAACAGCCAACAAAUGUCUAACGCAGCGGCCGCGGUCAGUGCUGGUGGAUCUGCUUCUGCUGGUAGUGGAAUGACGCCCGCUUUGAUGGAGAUGAUGAAUCCACAGCAUUCCCAAGAGGCGAUAUCUGCUGCUGGUGCGAUUGGCAGUUUGAUGAAUCACAACAGAAGUUUCUUGUCUUCAAAUUCGAGGCCUGCCAGUUCUGGGGGCCAAGGGACUCAUCAACAGGUGAUCAACCCAGUCUUGCUGGAUAAGACUGUCCCAAGAGAUAUCUCUAACAGGUUGAUGGCCAAUGAGUACAUUCUCAAAUUGGACAACAUAUUUAAGUCUGAGCUUCCCCACAAGGUGAACAUACCGCAAACUGCGCCUUCUUCGGCGAUGACACUGGACGAUGUCAUUUUAAACAAGAUCAUUGCUGAGAACUACGCAAGGCUCAGCAGAGACCUCAAAUCGUGUAUUUUGAUCAUCACGUCGAUGGCACGUUUGCUCAUCUUUGAGUUGAACUCAGAUUUCCAACUUCAGGGACCACAGUCGUCUACUCAGUUACAAGCAUUGGCCUUUUACUCUAACGUGGUGGAAAUCAGGCUCACCAACAAGAAUGUUUCGAUGUACGACUAUGAGUUCGAUGAAGCUCUCAAAGAAGGCUACCUUAUUUUGGAGCUGGUCAAUCUGAAUAAGUUGAUUUUCUUGAGCAGCUACAACUCCAAAACAAUUGUACGUGGUGGAAUCAACAGCAAUGUUCGUGUUGGUUUUGCAGUCAACCCAGAAAUCUCGUGGAUUGACUCUCUGCUUAAGGCAAAGGAUAUUCUGAGGCAACAGGCCAAAAACACUACGCCGUCUGGCUCUGGCCUGUCGCCUGAUUAUCCUUUGAGGAAAAGCAAGAGCCAUUCUCCAGGAAGGACGAAGGCAGCUGCAAAGUCAGAGAGCCAGUCGUCAUCGGCGUCAAGCUCGAAACAACAUACUCCCUCUAGCUCAAAUGCUUCGAUAUCGUCCAUCAGUGUAACGAAGCAGGUUGGUAAGAUGAGUCUGGUGGACCGGUCGCCGCCAUUGAACAAAAGGGUAGUCAGUUCGUCUUCCGGAAAAAGUAUCAAAGUUGACGGUUCUGCACCGAAUCCAGAACAUGUCGCGAGCAUUAUGAAGCCAAAGACGCAGAACCAUUUUGCAGCAGCUGCGGCCGCUGCCAGUGCGAGGAAUAAAAAGAAUUAG